Molecule: messenger RNA, 897 nt
Organism: Miscanthus lutarioriparius
Lineage: Eukaryota; Viridiplantae; Streptophyta; Magnoliopsida; Poales; Poaceae
Source: the annotation of a GenBank genome assembly
AUGGAGUCCAAACCCGAAAAUUCUAUGAUCAGUCCCACUGAGAACUCUGUAUCUCCACCAUCUGGGAAGAGACAGAAAACAUUAUCUGAUAAAGAUGGUGACCAAUGUGAUGAUGCAUCUCAGCAAGUAGUCAUCUAUAAGAAUGACAAAAGUGAUAGGGGAAGAGAUGAACAGAGUGCAAGCCAUCUCUCAAUUGUACCAGCAAAACCAUCAGAGAAACGAAAGCGUGCAUUGGGAAAGCAAAUUGGAGCCUUUGCUGCUCAAUGUGCUAAAUGUCAGAAAUGGAGACUUAUUUCAACAAAAGAGAAGUACGAAGAAAUUCGAGAGCAAGCUCUAGAGGAUCCUUUUGUCUGUGAGAAAGCCCGUGAGUGGAAGCCUGAUGUGACAUGUGAUGACCCAUCAGAUGUAUCUCAGGACAGCGGUAAGCUUUGGGCAAUUGAUAAACCUAACAUCCCACGGGCCCCUCAAGGAUGGGAAAGGUUGAUUAAGAUAAGAGGUGAAGGAAGCACCAAAUUUGCUGAUGUGUACUAUUGGUCCCCUACAGGAACACAACUGAGAUCAAGUAAGGAAGUGGAGAAGUACCUUAAAGAGCAUCCAGAAUGUGCUGCACAAGGUGUAAAGUUAUCUCAUUUUUCAUUCCAGUCACCUGCACCACUACAAAAGGACUAUGUUAGGAAGCGUUCCCAGACAAGCCAAAGUGGUGUUACACCAACAGGGUCAACUAAGCUUCUCCUACCAGAAGAAGUGCAACCCAUCUCCUGGGCACUUCCACUGGCGGAUGACAACCUGGAGAACAACAUGCAGCUGGUCCUCUACAGUGGAGAUCAGACUCAAGUGGUGCAGUCAUCGUCUGAACCGCCGGAGCCUGAGAGCCCGCCGCCUGCACCAGCAGCUUAG